This is a messenger RNA of Penicillium coprophilum, 747 nucleotides long. RefSeq names its product deoxycytidylate deaminase. The record is from RefSeq and is a predicted model, not a curated record. Gene Ontology annotation, molecular function: zinc ion binding; hydrolase activity. The coding region runs from base 1 to 747 and encodes 248 amino acids. The transcript is spliced from 4 exons. Lineage: Eukaryota; Fungi; Ascomycota; Eurotiomycetes; Eurotiales; Aspergillaceae.
AUGUGGAACGACCAUAAUCUUUACGACAAGGAGAUUGGACGCGUAUACUUGACCGACAAAGCCCAAGUGCGCCUGUUCAACUCCUCGUCGUCCCUCGAUGAGCUACACUCGGCUUUACAGACCCUCGACCUGGCAGACGAACAACGGUUGAGGCCAAACUGGGACCAGUAUUUCAUGCAGCUGGCCUCUCUCGCCGCCCAAAGAAGCAACUGCAUGAAAAGAAGAGUGGGAUGUGUGCUCGUCCGAGAGAGUCGCGUCAUAAGCACGGGAUACAAUGGGACACCGCGGCAUCUUCCAAACUGCAACCAAGGUGGAUGUCCACGAUGCAACCGCGGGGAUGGAGGAGGAGUCGGUCUCUCAACCUGCCUUUGCCUCCAUGCUGAAGAAAACGCAUUAUUGGAAGCAGGCCGAGAGCGGAUUCGAGAGGGGGCGAUUCUAUAUUGUGAUACAUGCCCUUGCUUGACAUGCACUGUUAAGAUCGCGCAGGUUGGAAUAUCGGAGGUUGUCUACUCUCAAGGGUACAACAUGGAUAACGACAGUGCAGCUAUCUUACAGGCAGCGGGCGUACGGCUACGACAAUUCCACCCGGUAGCCAAUUUUCCUUCUAUACCCUUACCUCUCGGAUACGUAACUAACUCUAAGCUCACAGCCUUCAAAUGGACUCAUCUAUCUUCAGGGUUCUGUCUGAGCAAUCAGUCACAACCGACAACCGGUAACCCACAAUACGACAAUGGACGCGCGGAAUGA